Closterium sp. NIES-65 is the source of this 879-nucleotide messenger RNA. The record is from the annotation of a GenBank genome assembly. Lineage: Eukaryota; Viridiplantae; Streptophyta; Zygnematophyceae; Desmidiales; Closteriaceae.
AUGACGACCGAUGCACUCGCUCUGAUGGCAGUUGCCCUUGCAGAAGCCAGCCCAGGAGGGGUCCCGUGGAGCCAGGUCCCAGCCCUGCUCCGAGCCGUCUCGGCGCUGGCUGGGCCCGCGGCUUCCUCGUCGACAUCACUCGUGCAGCGCCGGAGGCGGCGCCGUUCGGGGGCCUCGGAGUCUCUCCCUCAGCCUGGACGUGCUCCUGCCUCCUUGAGGCCGCGGCAGCAGCAGGCAUUCCGACGUUCGCAGCGGCAGUCGUCGCGCCUUCCGCCGUUGGGGCGUCGCCUCGCACCCCAGUCGCAGCAGACACCGCCGCCGCCAGCACGGUCGGCGACACCGGCGCCGCAGCAUCGCUCCUCGGUGAACCAUGUUCCUCCGUCCCCUCCUCCGCCCGCUCAGGUCCCUCAGUCUGUGUCGGGCCCCUCGUCAUUCCAUCAGUACUCAUUCCAAGGCCCCCCUGUGCAGCACCCAUGGGUUCCAGUAACGCCUCCUGCCCCGCCGCCCCCUCAAGCCGUGCUUCCUGGUCAGCCUCCAACUCUCGUCGAGCAGCGCGUGAUGCACGUGGGGGCUUGCUUGACGCUCUUGUCGUACGUGCUAGACCAGCUUCACGUGACUCUGGUGCAGCAGGGGGUGCAGAUCGGGGCAAUGCAGCCAGCGGAGCAGACGGAGGCAGUGGCGGCAGCGGAGGAGUUGCAGCAUUACCUCCCGCUGAUUGGCUUUGUGCCGGGCUCCCCCGGGGCUGCCCUCGGGCCCGGCCCUGGAGCUUUGGCACGGCUUGCCGAGUCUGCCCAGGAGGACCCUCUCGACCUUGUAGCCGCUGCCGCGUCCGUCCUACGCUGGUUGGACGGGCGGCUUUGCUGGAUCCUGGUUGAGUAG